Molecule: messenger RNA, 1678 nt
Organism: Acomys russatus (golden spiny mouse)
Lineage: Eukaryota; Metazoa; Chordata; Mammalia; Rodentia; Muridae
Product: mitochondrial dynamics protein MID51
Exons: 4
Coding region: 1-1392 (463 amino acids)
Biological process (GO): mitochondrion organization; positive regulation of mitochondrial fission
Cellular component (GO): mitochondrial outer membrane
Source: RefSeq, a predicted model, not a curated record
AUGGCAGGCGCUGGCGAGCGCAAAGGCAAGAAGGAUGACAAUGGCAUUGGCACGGCCAUUGAUUUUGUGCUCUCCAAUGCCCGGCUGGUGCUGGGUGUGGGUGGAGCAGCCAUGUUGGGCAUCGCCACACUGGCAGUUAAGCGGAUGUACGACCGGGCAAUCAGUGCCCCUACCAGCCCCACCCGCCUGAGCCAUUCAGGGAAGAGGAGCUGGGAAGAGCCAAACUGGAUGGGUUCUCCUCGACUCCUGAACAAGGACAUGAAGACAGGCCUGAGCCGGUCCCUGCAGACCCUUCCCACCGACUCCUCUGCCUUUGACACAGAUACAUUCUGCCCGCCCCGGCCCAAACCAUUGGCCAGGAGGGGCCAGGUAGACUUGAAGAAGUCACGACUCCGCAUGUCCCUGCAGGAGAAACUUCUUUCUUACUACCGGAACCGGGCAGCCAUCCCUGCUGGAGAGCAGGCUCGGGCCAAGCAAGCUGCGGUGGACAUAUGUGCUGAGCUCCGGAGCUUCCUGCGGGCCAAGCUGCCUGAUAUGCCACUGCGGGACAUGUACUUGAGUGGCAGUCUCUAUGAUGAUCUGCAGGUGGUGACGGCUGAUCACAUCCAACUCAUUGUUCCCCUCGUGCUGGAGCAGAACCUGUGGUCCUGCAUACCUGGUGAGGACACCAUCAUGAAUGUCCCUGGAUUCUUUCUGGUCCGUCGUGAGAACCCAGAGUACUUUCCUCGUGGUAGCAGUUAUUGGGACCGCUGUGUCGUAGGUGGCUACCUCUCCCCGAAGACAGUGGCAGACACAUUUGAGAAGGUAGUGGCAGGCUCUAUCAACUGGCCAGCCAUAGGGUCUCUCUUGGACUAUGUCAUCCGACCAGCACCACCCCCAGGGGCCCUGACACUAGAAGUGCAGUAUGAGAGGGACAAACAUCUUGUCAUUGACUUCCUGCCAUCAGUGACCCUUGGUGACACUGUCUUGGUGGCCAGACCACACCGGUUAGCUCAGUAUGACAACCUAUGGCGGCUGAGCCUGCGGCCUGCUGAGACAGCACGUUUACGGGCUUUGGACCAGGCUGACUCGGGCUGCCGAUCUUUGUGCCUCAAGAUCCUCAAGGCCAUAUGCAAGUCCACUCCGGCGCUGGGCCACCUCACUGCCAGCCAGCUAACCAAUGUCAUCCUCCACUUGGCCCAGGAGGAGGCUGACUGGUCUCCAGACAUGCUGGCCGACCGCUUUCUGCAGGCCCUGAGGGGACUUAUCAGCUACUUGGAGGCUGGAGUCUUGCCCAGUGCCCUGAACCCCAAGGUGAAUCUAUUGGCAGAGCUCACCCCUCAAGAAAUAGACGAAUUGGGAUAUACUCUCUACUGCUCAUUGUCUGAGCCGGAGGUGCUGCUGCAGACGUAGGGCAGGUGGAGCUGGAGUGAGCGUCGGGUGAUCAGCCCCAGAGUCUCCGUUAGAAACACUUGGCUACAUGGUUGGUGCCUCACAGGGUCCCUAGGUGCCUCCUGUUUUCCUAGUCAUUGUCCUGGUCACUUCGUGCAGAUUAGAAUGGCAUCCCUUCGGUUUUCCCACCCAUCCCUAUUUUUGUUACCAAACACUGUGCUCCCUACUUGGCGCCUUUCUCUAGGCUGAUUUUUUUGGAACGAACAUAGAUGGUGGAGUGCUGGCCUCAGCUGUUGGGUGUUUUUGU